Messenger RNA from Bactrocera oleae (olive fruit fly), 1233 nucleotides. Its product is annotated as protein PBDC1. NCBI's taxonomy places the organism in Eukaryota, Metazoa, Arthropoda, Insecta, Diptera, Tephritidae. Gene Ontology annotation, cellular component: cytoplasm. The record is from RefSeq and is a predicted model, not a curated record.
UAAGCUUUUAGAGAAGAACUAUUUAGAAUUCCGAAUUCUAUUAAAAGAUUUACAGUUGUAUAGUUUUCUUUUAAUCGUAAUCUCUCACAAUCUCUAUUCGUAUUAUCACUAAUUAGUCUAUUUACAUGGAAUAUAUAUUGCAAUUUUGAAUGAUGUUUUCUACCGUUCCUGCAUUUUAUAUGUAUAUAUACAUUCUUAUCGAUAUGAGAUAUAUUGAGCAUAUAUCGAUGUCGAUGUAAAAUUAUCGACUUUAUAUUUUCAUCACUGAGCACUCACAUUAUAAUUUACUUAGUUAUUUAUUGUAUAUAAUUUGAAGAACUUUUCUUAAACAUGGAGAUGAUGCAAGGUGCCUCGUUAUUGUCUCGUCCCGGGGAAGAAUUCGGCAAUGAUGAACUCGUUGAGGAGAUGUGGGCAUUAAAGGCAAUGGAUCACGCUGAGGUAUAUUUCAAUCUUCUCACAAGCGUGCACCCUUCAUGUCUGCACCUGACUCCAUAUGAUGAUCAAAUAUACCAAGCAUUUCGAGAAGAUUUUCCUGAUCUGAAAGUAGAUGUCAUAGCGGAUGAUACCCUUAAAACAGAAGAUGCUAAAAUUCGUUGGCGCUUGUUUGCGGAAAAAUUCAAUAAAUUGGAUGAUUACGCUUACGGAACAUUAAUACGGGCAGAUUCAUCCAAAGAAUUUACACCCGAAAAUUCACUUCUUGUUGUACGUAUACAGUUUUUAGCAAUAGAAAUUGCACGUAAUCGGGAGGGACUAAAUGACGAAGUACAUCGUAAAUUUCGACCUCCACCACGAACCUCGGAUGCAAAAGAUUUGAAAUCGGGAGAAAUAAAUGAGACGUAGAUUUUAAGAAAAUAUAACAAAUUAACGGCAUAUUUAUAUAGUAUAUAUAUUUUAUAUUUUCAUAAAUGCAAAAAUAUACAGAACUGCGAAUAUAGAAAGUAUUUUAAUCGAUACAAGUAAAAUUUUUAUAAACAAAAACAAACCUUUCGAUCACCUGAAUCACCUGUGUGAAUUUACAAUUGCAAAUACAAAUAAUAACAAGUGCGAUAAUACUCAUUAUUGAUUGAACUGAAACACAUUAAUAAAGUACUGUCAAUUUUAUUCCAGGUACUUAGGUUAGAAAACAAAUAAUAUACGUAUAAUAUUUUUUAUUUAAAUUGCGUAUAAGUUGAUUUAAAAAUGCUGAAUAAUAAACAUGUUUGUCAUUCUUCGAGGACAACAUUUGAUAUAAUA